Chanos chanos (milkfish) is the source of this 1008-nucleotide messenger RNA. RefSeq names its product motor neuron and pancreas homeobox 2b (gene mnx2b). Gene Ontology annotation, cellular component: nucleus. Bases 1 to 1008 code for a protein of 335 amino acids. Gene Ontology annotation, biological process: neuron projection morphogenesis; central nervous system development; regulation of DNA-templated transcription. The record is from RefSeq and is a predicted model, not a curated record. Gene Ontology annotation, molecular function: sequence-specific double-stranded DNA binding; DNA-binding transcription factor activity, RNA polymerase II-specific. The transcript is spliced from 3 exons. NCBI's taxonomy places the organism in Eukaryota, Metazoa, Chordata, Actinopteri, Gonorynchiformes, Chanidae.
AUGGAGAAAUCGAAGAACUUUCGGAUCGAUGCUUUACUAGCGGAUGAAACAAAUCGUGGAAACAGGGACUUAUCACCGGGACUGAGCAGCGAUAGCCCCACGGGGAGCCCUGGGUCCUGUCGGCGUGCAGAUACUCCGUCUCCCCGUGGAACUUCAAGUGCCAUUCAACUUCAGACGGGGAUAAUACCCAAACCGGGUUUACUCAAUAUUCCACAUCCAGGGCUCACCUCACUGCCCCAGGCAUCAAUUCCUGGCAUGUACCCAGCUCCUAUGUAUCCAAUAUCGGCUUUGGGUGGCCAGCAUCCAGCUUUCGCAUAUUCUGGUUUUACCCAACUUACUCAACCGUACCCAGAGCAACUGAAAGCCGCAGCAAUGGCCGGGUCCUUGCCCCUGGAGCAUUGGAUUCGAGCAGGAAUCAUGGUGCCUCGCCUUCCAGAUUACAACUCAGCGCCUCAGUCAGGAUUAAUGGGUAAAUGUCGACGACCACGCACUGCCUUCACCAGUCAGCAGCUUCUGGAGCUGGAGAACCAGUUCAAGCUUAACAAGUACCUGUCCCGUCCAAAACGCUUCGAGGUGGCCACUUCACUCAUGCUAACAGAGACUCAGGUGAAGAUCUGGUUUCAGAACCGCCGCAUGAAGUGGAAACGCAGCCGCAAAGCAAAGGAGCAGGCAGCGCAAGUGGAGGCGGAGCGUCAGCGGGGAGGAGGCAAAGUCACGGAGGAAAAGUCAGGGGCAGACAGUCGAAGGGCCGGUGUCCCUCUCAGGGAGGACCAAGAAGAUGCGGAUGAUGUGGAUGAUGUGGACGAGGAAGAGGAGGAAGAGGAGGAAGACGAGGACGACGAAGAAGGAGGGCAACACGAGUUCAUGGGCAGUGGUGCAGGACCACAGCGCUCUGCAGACUUCUUGCAGCACGCAACGUCAUUAGGCUACCAGUCCCACAGCCCGUUCUCCGAAGAUGACCUGGAGGAGGUGGGAGGGGCUGACAGGAAAAUUGGGGCGGGGUUAUGA